Messenger RNA from Hyaloscypha bicolor E, 2232 nucleotides. RefSeq names its product OPT superfamily oligopeptide transporter. Gene Ontology annotation, biological process: transmembrane transport. Bases 1 to 2232 code for a protein of 743 amino acids. NCBI's taxonomy places the organism in Eukaryota, Fungi, Ascomycota, Leotiomycetes, Helotiales, Hyaloscyphaceae. The transcript has 9 exons. The record is from RefSeq and is a predicted model, not a curated record. Gene Ontology annotation, molecular function: oligopeptide transmembrane transporter activity.
AUGGGGAUGACGGCUUCUGAGAAGGUUGACAAUAUGGAAGAAAUAGCGUUGUAUGCUUUGCAUGUUGAUGAUGAUCCUUCGCUCAAUCCGUGGACUUUUCGAACUUGGUUGUAUGUUUAUUCCCUUUUAACUUUUCACUGCCUCGGACUAUCAUGUUUCUCUUCCGUACUAGCCACCAUCUACCAGUUCAAGCCCCAAGGAAUCGUCCUAUCCGCAACCUUCCUCUGCGUCAUCAGCUAUGUGCUAGCUAUGGUCAUGGACUACAUUCCAAAGAAAGGAUUCAUUGGCAGGUGGUUCAAUCCCCAUCCAUUUAACCACAAAGAACAUGCCGCCAUUCUCAUCAUGUCAUCGACCGCCGCUCACUCAGCUAUGGCUGCCGAAGUCAUUGCAGUCCAGCGUCUCUGGUAUACCAAGAUUCCAAAUGCGGCAGUGUGCAUCUUCUUGAUUUUCUCGUCUCAGGUCUUGGGAUAUGGAAUUGCUGGCUUGAUGAGGAAGAUCAUUGUGUAUCCAACCAAGUUCUUCUACCCCGCCAAUCUACCAAUCAUGUCUCUUCUUGAAACUCUGCAUCGAAAGAAGAAGGGAGAAACAAAACCCCAGCUCAAGAUUUUCUACUGGGCUUUCGCGCUUAUAUUCGUGUGGGAAGUGGUGCCUGAAUAUAUGAUGCCCAUACUUACUGGAGUCAAUAUUUUCUGCUUGGCAAAGAGGAACAGCAUGGUCUUCACGAACAUCUUUGGUGGCGCGAAUGGUAACGAGGGACUUGGGUUCUUGUCCCUCUGCUUCGAUUUCCAGUAUAUUGGAAGCAGUGCAUUAUAUCUCCCUUUGAAGACUCAAUUCAACACUCUUAUCGGAUAUAUACUUAACUUGGCGGUCUUCCUGGGUAUCUUCUACGGGAACAUUUGGCGAGCUAGAGACUUCCCAUUCCUCUCGCAGCUCCUUUUCUCCCCUGCGUCAAACUCCAGCGGCUAUAUCACCUUCAACCAAACCGCUGUUUUGGAUGCCAAUGGGAGACUGGACGAGGGGUUACUCACAGCCGAGGGCGGAGCACCCUACAUGGCAGCAACAUUCGCUGCCUACGUCCUGACACAGAACAUGGCCAUCACAGCCACUUUCACGCACCUGAUCCUCUACAACUGGGACGAUCUCCACAGCGCAUUCUCAUUCAUGUCCUUCGGCAGCCUGAAAAACAUCGCCAAGCCUUCCUUUUGGAUGUUCUGGAAAGCGACCGAGCCGACGGAAGAAGACAUCAGCGAGAUGGACCCACAUUACAGACUCAUGCUAAGGUACAAAGAUGCUCCCGACUGGUGGUACGGAUUGGUGUUCCUUGUAUCCGGUAUUGUGGGCUUGAUUUGUAUCUAUGAAGCGGAUUCCGGCAUGUCUUGGUGGGCGUUCAUUAUUGCUAUCUUCCUGGCUUCUAUCUUGAUUCUUUUCACGGGUGCCCAAGCUGGUCUUACUGGAUUUAGCUUGCCUGUUCAGCCAAUUAUCCAGAUGAUCGGAGCUUAUCUUGAGCCUGGCAAUCCAUUGACAAAUAUGUAUUUCACGCUCUUCGGCUACAACACGGUCGGUCAAGGAUUGCUGCUCUUGCGAGAUCUGAAGCUGGGCCAAUACGCUAAGUUGAGCCCUCGAUGCACAUUUACCAUGCAGAUGGUAGGAACAUUAGUUGGGUCGGUCCUGAACUACAUCAUCACACUCACCAUCACGCAAAACCAAAGAGAAAUCCUGCUCUCUAUAGAAGGCACCCAUAUCUGGUCCGGCGCCGGUCUGCAAUCCUUCAACACCCAAGCAAUAACCUGGGGUGGCCUCGCAAAGCAAAUGUACUCCUGGGGCAGCACAUAUCAAUGGGUUCCCCUCGGCCUCGUAAUCGGCUUCUUCGCGCCCCUCCCCGCCUACUUCCUGCACCGCCUCUUCCCCAAACUCGGCCUCAACCACCUGAACAUGUCGAUCAUCUGCUGGCACAUCGGAUGGCUGGUAACUGGCAUCAACUCCGCCAUCAUUUCCUUCUUCCUCGUCGCUUUCUGGAGCCAGCAUUAUCUGAGAAGAUAUAAGCCGGAAUGGUUUCUGAAGUUUAAUUAUGUGCUUUGUGCAGGUCUGGAUGGUGGCACCCAGGUCGUGGUUUUUAUUAUGACGUUUGUUUUCUUUGGCGCGAGUGGGAAGGCGAUUCCAUUUCCAGAUUAUUGGGGGAAUAAUGUGGAGGGAAAUAUUGAUUAUUGUAUGGUGGAUCCGGCGAAUGGAUAG